AUGGGCUGCCAGUCGGCCAAAGUCGUGCCUUCCACCGAGUUGAAGCCCGUUGUGCCGGGCCCAGGCACAUCAGAUGCCGAUGCCGCGCCGCACGCGUCUCAGCCUUCGGCCGAGCCCUCGGAGCCCUCGGCCAAGCCCUUGACGGAGCCCCCGGCGGAGCCCUCGUCUUCGCCUGCAGUGCCCUCGCAUCCGGUGCCCCGCUGGGCUUUGGAGCUGGGAUUCGACGAGAACCACUGCGAUCAGGUUCGCAGCUACUUCGGGAAGCGCUCGAGCGAGAUGCCAGGCUGGUUGGAGGAGGAUGCGGCCAUCUGGAAGCAGUUGGAGGACGCCAGGGCCUAUGACGAAGAGCGUCGGCAGGCUGUGGACAGUUAUGCGCACAGUGUGGCAUUGGAGAAGGAUGGCAAGCCAGCGAGCGUGGUCCGAGCGACACCUGGAGAGGCCGUCGAGCUUCAUGCCAAGGGAUGGAUCCAGAACAAGGGGGGCGACACAAGCUCCCAACAGCUCCUCCUUGUUCUGGACAGAACCAUCAUCGCCGACAUCUACGACUCGAUUCCCGGAGCCGGGGAUACCAUUGACACCACCUUCUCCUUCCAAGCUCCAGAGGAACCCGGUGCGUACAUGAUCUGGAGGUUCCACGAGGUUGAGCAGAGCAUGGAAGAUGCAAAGAUCAAGUUCGCGGACAAGAGCGACUUUCUCGAUUCAGGCAGGUAUCCAUCUCUCUUCGUGGGAAUGCUCGUCGUAUCGAACUGCACCAGCAUGGACAUGUCAGAAAGCAAGACAGAGGCAGCAGAAAAGAGUUGUGCGGAAGCUACUCCUCCCUGGGCCAUAGAGUUGGGUCUUGAUGGAGAGCAUUGUGGCUGCGUUCGCAGCUACUUCGGGAAGCGCUCGAGCGAGAUGCCAGGCUGGUUGGAGGAGGAUGCGGCCAUCUGGAAGCAGUUGGAGGACGCCAGGGCCUAUGACGAAGAGCGUCGGCAGGCUGUGGACAGUUAUGCGCACAGUGUGGCAUUGGAGAAGGAUGGCAAGCCAGCGAGCGUGGUCCGAGCGACACCUGGAGAGGCCGUCGAGCUUCAUGCCAAGGGAUGGAUCCAGAACAAGGGGGGCGACACAAGCUCCCAACAGCUCCUCCUUGUUCUGGACAGAACCAUCAUCGCCGACAUCUACGACUCGAUUCCCGGAGCCGGGGAUACCAUUGACACCACCUUCUCCUUCCAAGCUCCAGAGGAACCCGGUGCGUACAUGAUCUGGAGGUUCCACCAGGUUGAGCAGAGUAUCGAGAGUGCAAAGAAAAGUUUUGCAUUGUGUGAGGCAGCGGACGAUAGUCAAUAUCCAAAAAGCUUUGCAGGCUGGCUCGUAGUAUGUGACGGCCUGAACUAG
Molecule: messenger RNA, 1374 nt
Organism: Symbiodinium natans
Lineage: Eukaryota; Dinophyceae; Suessiales; Symbiodiniaceae
Source: the annotation of a GenBank genome assembly